AUGGCUCAUCAUCAUCACCAUCAUCACCACGACGACUCUGGAGUUGGUGAACGCAACAAAGAGCACUUCAAUAACAUGGACGUAGACGCCUUCACCCAAAGUGCCGUCUUCAAAAGGGUUGCCGAACAAAUCACCCAAGAACUGCAACAAAGCUUUCCCUGGAUGGGCAUCAACACCGACACCACAGAAGAGAACCCUAUCCGCAUGUUAGACUAUGCCUGCGGAAACGGUAUAGUCUCUAGAGCCCUUGCUACGCACUUCCCCGUCAUCCGCGGGAUAGAUAUCUCGUCCAACAUGGUUGAGGCAUACAACGCCGAAGCCACAAAGGCCGGCUUCCCUUGCGAAAGGAUGCACGCCAUCGAAGGGGAUGUUCUCGCUGGCAAGCCCUUCCCGAACGCCGACUUUGAUCUCAUCGUCAUGAGUCUGGCGCUACACCAUGUCCAAGAUCCAGCGACCCUGACUCAGCGCCUGUCCAACCUUCUACGCCCUGGUGGCGUCCUCAUUAUUCUAGACUGGGUCGACAGAAAGGAGAGCGGCUGCGCUGCACAUUCAUCCAAGUUUGAUCACAUUGUGACGCGCCACGGCUUCACUGAAACCGAGUUACAGAGCUAUUAUUCGGCCGCUGGCCUAGACGGAUGGAAAUGGCGUCUCUUUAACGAAAUGUGUGAGUUACCAGCAGACAUGUCUGGUCCUCAGCAGGCAUUCAUGGCGCGCGGGACAAAACCCACGCCCCAAUAA
Messenger RNA from [Torrubiella] hemipterigena, 738 nucleotides. The record is from the annotation of a GenBank genome assembly. Lineage: Eukaryota; Fungi; Ascomycota; Sordariomycetes; Hypocreales; Clavicipitaceae.